This is a messenger RNA of Schistosoma intercalatum, 1376 nucleotides long. NCBI's taxonomy places the organism in Eukaryota, Metazoa, Platyhelminthes, Trematoda, Strigeidida, Schistosomatidae. The record is from the annotation of a GenBank genome assembly.
CGGAUUCUAGUUUUAUAGCAUUUGUGCAUGUGUUAGUGAAAGCAGAAACACUGUCACAUACAAUAUGUUGAGAGUAUAUAUAUAGGAUUAAUCAAUUUUGUUUUGUAUACUGGAAACUCUUUAAAAAUUCUUUACGUAAACAAUUAAAGACUCUUGGCAAUAAAUAUCGACAAAUUCUCUUCAUUAAAAAAAAAUAAUAAAUCAAUUCAAAUAGACAAGUCAACCUACUAUGCCAAGAGCGAUUAAAAGACUCCCAGAAGCUGAAGAUUUUGAAAAAUGCCAUCAUAGGCAAGUGUUGGUUAACACGUUUCUAGAAGUAAGUUCACCUUACACAAUUGGAAGUUUAUUGUAAUGUCCAUUUUUACAUCUGUUCAUCUAAUUAUUAGUAUAAACAGUUGAAAGUUUAAUGAUUUAUUUGUUCAUUGUGGACUGCAAUAAUAAUUAAUUCUUCGUUGGCACAUAAACUCCUUGGAUGAGUGAGUUGAUAAUGCCAUCAGCUAACCAAUGAUUAACUUUUGUGUGAUAAAUUCAGAUUUCAUUCAGAUCUAAAAAAUUGUCGAUUUGCAGCUCCUUCAAAUAUCGAGGCAUCAGCCUAUGGAGUUCAUAUUUGCUGAAAGUUAAUUUAAAAAUAAGACUCUUAAUAUUAACAAAGGGAAAGUACAAGCAGAGAUAGGUUAGUCGAACUUCCAUUAUUUAGACGAAAGUCACUUGAAUUUCGAAAUGCAGAAACUAUCGUCACACAUUUUUGCAAAGAUGCUUGUUGUUCCGUGAAGCCACUAGUUAUUGGUCUGAACCGUGUUGGUUAGCAUAGACUAUGUGGUUGAGGUCUGCAUGAUUAUCGUAACUAAUGAUUGGAUACAAUCGCUGAUGUAAACUGAGGUCUUUCAUAGUGCGAAAUCCAUGCAUUUAUUAAAUCCAAACUUAAACAUACCAAAUGGAUAUGCUACAAAAGUGAAUGACAAACCAUCAAUAAAUAUGAAUAGUCAGACAAUGGCACAAAAAGAAAUUGAUUGCAUAAAACAAUUCGAAAGACAACUUCCACCAGAAUAUCCAUGCAUUACAAUAUAUUUUUCUGAUAUGGAAUGUGAUCUAGAAAGGAAAUGUAUAUUGUAUAUUGUAAGAAGAUGGGAUCGAGACGAUCCAUUUGUUAGUAUGUCACCAUUUUUGAAUGAAUUAGAAAGAGAUUAUGGUAGAGGAUGGAAAUUUGAACGAGUUACUAACCCAAUUAAAGUUGGCCGUAUAAGUACUUCAACAAAACCUAAAUCAACCUUUUGUUUUCGCUAUGAACCAGAUUGUUAUAUAUAUAAGUUUUAUAGCGAUUAAGAAACUGAACAGCAAGGGUUAAUUUGAAACAAUACAAAUUGAUAUCAAACUUC